Messenger RNA from Nicotiana attenuata, 2845 nucleotides. RefSeq lists its product as uncharacterized. Gene Ontology annotation, biological process: mRNA processing. The record is from RefSeq and is a predicted model, not a curated record. Bases 565 to 2235 code for a protein of 556 amino acids. NCBI's taxonomy places the organism in Eukaryota, Viridiplantae, Streptophyta, Magnoliopsida, Solanales, Solanaceae. Gene Ontology annotation, cellular component: exon-exon junction complex. The transcript is spliced from 11 exons. Gene Ontology annotation, molecular function: mRNA binding.
UUUGCUGACGACCCAAAAUAUCCUGCAAAAAAUCAACUGAUGUUGCCCCCUCUCAAACUCUAGGUUUUUCCAUAGCCAUACCUUAAUCCCGCGAAAUUCAGAUCACAUCCCCCCUAAACCCAAUAUUUCAUUCAAAUUCUCGUCAAUUUAGGGUUCUUUUGUUGAUAUUAUUGGUGUAAAGUUUGUUUUUUGGGUGUGUUAUUGAUGAUGGCGGGAGUGGGAGAAAAAGAAGUCGAGGAGUACGAGAGCGAUCCGGAGGAAGCAAAGAUGUCGUUGAAGAUGAGGAGGAGAGAGGCAAGUAGUGAUGAUGAAGAAGAGAGCGAAAAGACAGAAAUGCCCUCAAGGAGGAUUGACGACUCUGAUGACGAUUCAGAGGAAGGACAAGGCGCUGCUGCUGAAUACGACUAGGAAGACGAAUUAGAAGAAGAAGAAGAGUAUGUGGAGGAAGAGGAAGUUUAUGAUGAAGGUAGUGUGAGUAAUGAAGAAAGUGCUGUUGAAGCAGAGGCAAUAUUAGGUGAGGAGGAUGAAGUAGUAAAGGAAGUAGUGAGGGAAUUGAAUUCGGGGAUGGAUGAUGGCGAUGGCGAUGGCGUUGUCCCGGGAGAGGCUAAUAAACCGAAUGAACCCUAUUCUGUUCCCACUGCCGGUGCUUUCUACAUGCACGAUGAUAGGUUUCGAGACAAUGCUGCAGCUGCCCCACACAGGCGUACAUUUGGUGGAAGAAAAUUAUGGGAAUCCAAAGAUGAUUGGAAAUGGGGGCAUGACAAGUUUGAAGAGUUGACCAUGGAGGAGAGGCAUUAUGGAGAGGGUAGAAGGACUUCAAGGGGUCGGUAUCGAGGUCGUGGUAGAACUCGAGGGGCUGAACGUGGAACUUCACGGGGAAGAAGACCAGCCACAUACAUCAACGAUUAUAAUCAGAGUACCGAUAAUAACCAGAAGAUUCAGAACAAUGCAUCAAAAGGUGUGCGAGGUCGUGGGCCAAGCAGGUAUCGACCAUUAUCUAAGGAAAACAUUGAUGCUCCUCCACUGAACAAGCGAUCUGGUCAGUCAGUUGAGAAACUUUCUCAUAAUAGCAAUGGCAAAGCAUCUGCUCCUGUAUCAAAUUUCGAAAAUGAAGGAAUUACAUCUGCGAAGCAAGGCUUUAUAUCAAGCUUGAAUUAUGCUUCUCCUCCAUUUUACCCCUCUGGUCCUUCGACUACAGAAAUUACAGUGACACACAAGAGGGAAUUGCAAACCGGGACAAGCAGCCACCGUGCACAGCCUUCUCUUUUGGGCGGAAGUUCUGCUGCUGCACAAUCAACUGCGAUGUUGCGGGGGAAGGAUGUGAGUGGCUCUAGCGGCAUAGACAAAUAUAAAGUUGAUGGUCCUAUUUCUACAGUUUCUGGGAAGCUUCCAUCCAGCUUACAUAUGCCUCCUGGUUCCUCAUCAGUAAAUUCUAAGCAGUCUCAGCCAUUGAGAGGCCAAGGAAGAGGAUUUAAUACAUUGCCACAUAUGAAUUACCAAUACCCUGUACCCAAUAACCAAGGUAGCAGAGUUACUCAGCCAACCAAGGUCCACUCCACUCAGCGAAAUUCUGCUCAAAGUCGAGGACAGCCUUCUUUGCAAGUUAUCCAGCAGCUUGUGCAGCAAUCUGGUACUGGAUCUCAAUCUUCUCCCCUGAAAACAGGACAAACUAUGAAUACCUUUCAUGGAGAGCUCGAGUCUUCUUCGGAGUCGGGUAAAUCAAAGAGUGCUAUUGUUGCAAAAGGAAAAGGAAGUCUUCAGGGCACUGGAAGGGGAUCAGCUCUCUAUGGCGGAACACCACUAGUUAUGGGCACACCUGGAAGCAUGGGUAGUGGUCACGUUGAUCAGAACUUAUCUGCAACUCCACCGUAUUUGCCAGUCAUGCAAUUUGGGGGCCAGCAACCUGGUGGCAUGAGGGUUCCUGCUGUUGGCAUGGCCUUCCCUGGAUAUGUUGGCCAGAACUCCGAUAUGACAUGGUUGCCAGUUCUAGCUGGGGCUGCAGGAGCAUUGGGCGCAACAUACUGUUCACCAUAUUUUGCUUUUGAUGGUGGUUAUCAUGCUCGACCAUCUGGUGGGCAGAUAUCAUCUCUUACUGCUGCUCCAAGCAAAGAGGAUAGCGCCAGUAAACCAAACCAUGAAAGGAAGCUUGAACAGAAGAAUGAGCUAACUAAUGAUAAUCCCGGACAGCGACAGAAGAACCCUCGCAGAUAUACAGAGAUGAAGUUUGACCAAUGAGCCAAAGAGUAAUAAGCAGAUUAAGAUCAUGAUCUAUUGUCAUUACCGCACUUCUCAGGUGUUGCAAAUGUCCAAGUAAAACUUGUGGUGUUGCAGCCUUUACCCAGGCCCUCUGUUAACUCCAAUUGUUGAUCUGGAGUAUCUGGGGUUCUCAUAUAUGGUAAAGCUGCAGAACCUAUGUUCAUAGUUGGAGUUUGCAAUAGCCAAUCGCAGGUUAACAUAACUAACGCCUGCUCAUGCUGCUUCACUUUCAGAGAUACACUGCAGCUUGACAGGUGGCAGUUAUCUGUUUGAAUAUAUGGUUCUUGUGGCUUGGGUUUCUUUGUUUCCCUUUUAGGAAACUAAUGGUAAAGGACCAGAACCCAGAAAUAUUGUGCAGCUGUUUUCUUUUUGUGUGGGAAUUUUAUUUAUUUAUUUGCCUUUUAAGUAUAUGCUAACUUGUAUUUUCAAGUUUCCAAUGGUGGCCUCAAUUGAUUUCAGUCAUUUCAGUAAUUUGGUGAGUUUCUUUGGAACCCGCUGAAUUUAAAUGCUCUGUAGAUAUUCUCCGUUGGUACAACCCUCAACACCGAACACGUCGCAAUAUCCUUAGCGUUACCUACUUUUCAGUCCA